AUGGCGGACGGUCUGGACCAAGCUCUCGCAAAAAUACGGCCGCAUACAUCUUCAUCUCUCGCGCAUCAGAAAACCCCUGCCACUCUCCUUCAUGCUCUGGAGGCCACUUUCCGCGAACAACACACUCGAGCCUCUCCUACUGCAUUUUAUGCUGCUCUCCUGACGACCCUUGACGGCGUGUUGCAGGCCGCACCCACCACUGGACCACCCCUUGGCGAAGGUGACAUCCUGCCUGCCGUCUUGUACUUGCUCGCCCUAGUUGCGCCUCAUGUUCCAGCUCCAGUGAUUCGAUCGCAUUUGAACACUGUGGUUUCCCUAACUUCCCCUCUCUUUCCUGCACUUUCCCAGCAUGCACCACCAUUGCGAUCGCAGCUGGCUUUGUACUCCACUGUCUUGCAGGCAUUAGAACGUCCGCAGCUCGAGGCGCAAGGCCUACGUCAAUCAUUCGUCUUCAUUCUCCAGCUCACCUUAGAUCCUCGCCCGAAGGUGCGAAAGAAAGCAGCAGAGCUCGUUAAGGACGUCCUAUCUAGUCCUCCACUUCCGUUUUCGAGACAUCCGUAUGCUCAGCGUGUCGCGGAUUGGGCCCAUUCUGCUCUUGGCGAGGUGACUGUCGGAGGAUUGUCUAAGUUCAAAGGCAAGAAGGCAGAAGCGGAAGGCUCAGACAUCGCGAUUCAUCUCCUGGCAUUCUUGCGGCCCGUUUUAUCCACGCUACCGCCCACCUCACUGCCGCCAAUUACAACAGCACUACUUGGUCUGCCCCGUUUGGGAAAUUCGUAUCUCGCGCAGUCCGCGUACUCAAUCCUCGCUGAACUUGUAGCGAUCUCGGUGGAAGAUCCUGCGACCAACAUCCAAGAACAACUGUCAAACGUGCUUCAGGCCGUGCUCUCGUCUUCACCUAUCAGAGGCGACUCUGUUUUUUCUUCCGCGUGGGCCGGUGUUCUCGGAAACACCAUGCUUGCGUACCAUGCAACCGACUCUGACUCGUGCGCAUCUGAGGUGGGCACUGUAUGGAGAGCGUUAUGGCUAUUUCUUGAAACGGAGGACGCUUCCACGAGAAAGGCCGUUGCGCAAGCGUUGGAUUCUGUUGCUCAGUGUUUCACACCUUCCCUCAUAGUGACUGCUCUCCAGGAGAAGGAUCAGUCAGAACACAAGUCCGUCAUUGCUAGGAUCAUCGUGCAGGUAUCUAAGGCGUUUGAAUCGCUCGCUUUCGCGCGCUCUGUGACAGAUUUAUUAUCAGUCGUAUCUUCUUUGAUCAGCCAUUUGAGAUAUCGCAGCGGGUCUCGUGCAUCUCCAACUGCCGCGGAACUGCUUCUCUUGCCUUUAAUUGUGAAGGUAGGUGACCUGCGGAUACAAAAGAACUUCGAACACAAGGAGGCUGCGGAUGUUGUUUUGAGCACUGCUAUGCGUGUUUUGGGUCCAGAGGUCAUGCUUCGCGCCCUUCCACUCAACCUCGAACCCGUGGACAGACAAGGGGGACGCGAGCCACGCGCCUUCUUGCUGCCCUUGUUAGCCCAACCUCAUCCAUCGCCAUUGGGACACUUUUUGUCUUACUUCGUCCCUCUUACUGAACGUAUGUUUGACCUGCAGCAGAAGGCCGAGAUAGAAGGUCGACUAUCAGAGGCAAAGUUGUGGAGUGUCCUGGUCGAACAGAUUUGGAUGGGGCUUCCCGGUUAUUGCUGGGGUACGCCUGAUUUGCAGCAGGCGCUAACACUCGAGUUUUCUCAAUUGUUAUCACAACUACUUUACAAUCAGCCGGAACUUCGCCCAGCGGUCCUCAAAUCUCUGAAGACUUUAGUGGAAUCCAACGUUGCGCUUGCUGCAGGAGACACUGCGAAGCUGCCGCAGUCGAUACGGGCUGACGCGAUUCCGCCGGAGGUUGCACAAAGCAAUGUCAUGUUUCUGCAGUCUCAGGCUGAGAGCUGGCUUGCUGUUCUGUUCAACCUGUUCAGUAGUAUAGGGAGAGACAAUCAGGGCAUGGUGGGCGACGUCGUGAGCGCGUGGGCUUCAAUUGCUGGAGAGCAGGAAAUUGCCAGAGCCUAUCUCAAGCUUGUUGAUCUAUUCAAGCAAAACCUCAACAAGCUUCAGGCGGCCAAGUCAACGACCGGAUCGAGGGACGUGGAGAAUAUCACUGCUGUUACACAGGAUCUUCUGGUUCUCGUGCUUCCACAUCUCUCAUCAGUCGACGCUACUGCAUUAUUCAAUCUCUGUCUAGCAAGUGAUGUCCUAGAAAGUAAGGAUAACGGAGUACAGAAACGAGGUUACAAGAUUCUUUCAAAGCUUGUUGAGAGCAACAAGGCCACUGUUGACGCUGAUGCCGUUAUUCAACGAUUGGAGCAGAACAUUGACGGACUUGCAGCGGCAGCAAAGAAAGAUCGCUUCCACCUCCUUACCCACCUCAUGUCUUUGAUACCCUCAACCCAUUUGCACCUCUUGCUGUCGAUCAUCCCCGAGGCGGUUCUUGGUACAAAGGAGCCGUCGGAAAAGGCAAGAAAUGCCGCCUUUGACUUGAUCGUCGCGAUGGGCAGGAAGAUGGCUGAAGGCGGUGUGGUCAAGCGAAGCAUGGUAGAUGGGAUGGACGCGGAUGAUGGCCCAGAAGCUACUGCUACGAUGGAGGAGUACAUGACCAUGGUUGCUGGAGGACUUGCCGGUGCAACCCCUCACAUGAUUAGCGCGACGGUGACAGCAAUUUCACGAUUAGUCUUUGAAUUCAAAGAUGCCAUUUCUUCGCAGAUGCAAACGGAGAUUUUUACCACCCUGCUUGUCUUCGUGACAUCAGCUAACCGCGAGAUUGUGAAAUCCGUCCUUGGUUUUGUCAAGCUAGCUAUCCAUACGAUGUCCGCGGAGUUGCUGCGUCCCCAUUUGUCGCAGCUGGUGCCUGCCUUGUUGAAGUGGUCUCAUGACCAUAAGAACCACUUCAAGGCAAAGGUACGACAUAUCUUCGAGCGCAUGAUCAGGCGAUUUAGCUGGGAGGACGUUUAUACGUGCGCGGCCGAGGAGGAGGCGCGAAAGGUUUUGCUAAACAUCAAGAAACGAAAGGAUAGAGCAAAGAGGAAGAGGGCACUGGCUGCCGAAAAUGAGGACGAAGACGAAGAGCCUGCACCCAAACCCGCGACUGGCGGUGAUGCCUUUGAAGAUGUACUAUACGGCAGCGAAAGCGAACUCGACGAUAGCGACGAAGAGACACCGGUAGAUAGGACAGGACGUUUACUCAAGUCGAAAGGAAUUGCUUCUGGCGCUCGAUUGCGCAUGGAUGACGAUGAUCCUAUGGACCUUUUACAGGGCGCUGCAACUCGUUUAACUAAUGCAAGCGCCGGCAAGCGACGCAAACCUGGUAAAGACGCGUCGCGUUUCAAGGCUGAUGAAGACACGGGUAAAAUGGUCAUUGACGAUGAUAAUUCCGAGGAUCAGGCCGACGUUGAGACCGCUGACGAUGCAUAUCGGGAGAGUCUGACGUCUACUGAUGGGUUUACUCGAGGGCUUAACGGGCGUGUUAAGUUCAAUAAGGAUACGAAGAAACGGAGACGGGAACAUGAGGAGGCGGAUGAGGAUGUGGAAAUGGCAGAUGGAGAUACGUCCUCUUUUGGCAAGAAAAGUAAGCGGAGGACGGAAAUCAAGCUUGGACAUGAGUUCAAGGCAAAGAAAGCUGGAGGUGAUGUCAAGAAGGGCGGCGUGGAACCCUUCGCAUAUAUGCCGCUGGCGCAGGCGGCCAAAAAGCAUAAUCGCAGCUCGCGAAUGGGCAUCGCGGGCAAGCGAUAA
Messenger RNA from Fibroporia radiculosa, 3756 nucleotides. RefSeq lists its product as uncharacterized. The coding region runs from base 1 to 3756 and encodes 1251 amino acids. The record is from RefSeq and is a predicted model, not a curated record. The transcript is spliced from 11 exons. Lineage: Eukaryota; Fungi; Basidiomycota; Agaricomycetes; Polyporales; Fibroporiaceae.